UUGUCUAUGGUAUCGUGGCCAUUUUUCUGAAAAAAGUGGGAAGUGGGGAAGGGAAAAAAGGUGAUACAUGUCAAAUUUUUCAAGGCUGUUCUGUGAUGAUUCCAUUUUUUUACCAACGUGAUAACAUUUGCGUUUAUUAAUUGUUAUUUUUAUGCGCACACGACGCCAGACUAUAUUGUGUAUUGAUGUGAAAUAACAUUCCUGUGGUGGCUGUCGGCACAGCGAACUUUAGUGUUUGUUAACAAAGGUUUUUUGGUGACAAGAUGGGUUAUUAUUGCACAGUGCCUCAAUGUACUUCGCUCGCCGGCAAGACUAAGAACGUGAAAUUCCACCGAUUCCCCCGAGACGUGACAAUGGCUGACAAAUGGAACUUGAUUUUGAAACGCGGCAAACCGUACACGAAGUAUUCAAAAGUUUGCAGUCUUCAUUUCACUCAGUCUGACUACAACGUCACUACAAUGGGUAAGACUAAAGGUCAGUGGAAAACGUUAAGCAAAGACGCAGUGCCCUCACAGAACCUGCCCAAGCUGAACGCUGAUGGCACUGUCAUGGUCAUCAGGAAGAGCCGCACAGUCAAGUACAGGGAGACCAAGAAAGAAGACAUCCAGAGUGACAAAUCGGACAAGUGGGGUAUGCCCAUCAGUCACAUUCACCGUACGAGUCAAAUCAUCAACAUGUCUGAGAGCGCGCUUUCCAACACAGAGUCGCCACAGUCCUUGGAAUCCGGUCUCGCUUACCGGCUACAGUCACUACACGCGAUCGCUGACAAUAUAUCACCGCAAAAUCAUGGCAUGAAACCAAAAAAACAAGACGCCAUUAUGCAAACCGAACCUGUACAGUCUGAAGAAGAUGACACACAGCCGAACAACAGUUGCAGCGAACCGUCAGAAGCCUUAGACUACCCAAUCGCUCAGUACAAAGACACAGAAUAUGAAAAUCCAAAGUCGUAUGAUGCACCGAAAGAUUAUACAAAAAAUGACGAUGACUACAUACCGCAGACGAACGAAGAGUACAAUAAGGAAGCUGAGAAAUAUGCACUUGAAAGGAAAUCGCACAACGGUUACGAUAAACCGGUAUUAGAUACUGUUUAUCAGAAACCGGUACCGGAAAACGGAUAUCAGAAGGUACAGGAUGUAUAUAAUUACGACAAAUAUCAGAGGACAGAUUUUACUGGAUAUCAAAAUGGUUAUCAAGAUAGUGUUGAAAUGUUAAGGAAUCAACAACAUAAUCUACAAAUGUUGCAAGAACAACACCGUAUAACCGGAAAUGAGAAUUUUUUUAAUGAGAAUCAUAUAAAACAAGAGAUAGACAUGAAUGUUGAGGAUGAUAAGUAUAUGUACGAAAGAUCCAAGGAACAAUUAGCAGAUGCGAAUUCACAAUACGAGAGUCAAAGACGGCUGACUCAGCAACAACGGUUGAUGGAACAAUUGCAACAUCAAGUCAAACAGGAGCCAGAUGCCAGUGGAGCUUGCGACAGUGUUCUACAACCUCAGGGCAGUCCGUACUACCCACCAGCUGUACACAACAAUUUACCAGGUGGGUUUUACGAGGGCGCGUCGAGGCCGGGCCCCGAGCUACUCAUUGCCAAGCAGAAUGCACUCGCAGCACACACGCAACUUUGGCAGAACACAAUGAAAAGACCAUUUUUCUACAGCGAGAGUCCGCCUUACAACACGCCGCAAAUACUACACAGAUAUGAGGACGUAUCUAGAAUCCUCCAGUGAUGAGGGACAUUCCAAAGGUGAUAAAAAAUAUAUAAAAAGAAGAAAAAAAUUCUCGACGAUAAUCUCUCAGCAUUUUAUAAUAAUAUAUUUUUAUUGUAUAAAUUAUAAAGAGUGUGUGCGGCCGCUGUGGAAUUAAACGUAUUGUUAUUAGUAAUUUUUAGCACAGUAUAGAUAUAUAAUUAUUUUUUCUUACUCUUUAAAUUCGCUACUUUAUUGAAAUUAACUAUGUCAUUCAAAAUAUACACAAAGAGAUAGUUUUAUAAAUAACUUAAGGUUUCAAAACAUUGCCAGUAAACCUGCUCUGACGGCAAUGUGACGAAUCUUUAAUACCAGAUGACUUCUUUACAUAUCCGUUUUGAUGUUAGUCACUAACAAAUUUUAUAAAUCUAGCAUUCGAUAUGGGGAACCCUAGAUAGUCAAGUGGUCCCCGUCUUAACUGUCUCUCUGUUAUUUUAUGUAAGUAUGUUUUAUAGUCGAAUUUACUUAUUUUUAUUACAUGAAAGCGGCCGCACACUCGCACCGCGCGGUCCCAGUUUCUGUUUCUGGGCCAACGCGGUGCGCUAUAUUAAAAUUGUACAAAUUACUAUAAAGAAAAUUUUGUGCUUUCAUUUUUUUCUUCAUUGUACAGAUUAAUUUUUAAUAAUAAUGUUAUAAUCGGUAACAAUAUUGUGUGCCGUAUAUAAAUAGUGAAAAAUAUUAGAAUAGUGUAAUUUGUUUUUUUAAAUGGCUAAUGCAAAUUAUUAUCUUCCUAUAUGCUUGCCCGAUACCUUAAAAUCAUGACCCGAUUAUAUAGGUGUUGAUCACUACGUAAUUAUGGGUAUAAUGCCUCUUUUUACCUAUUGGUAGACACUAAUAAAAUAAA
This is a messenger RNA of Achroia grisella, 2586 nucleotides long. RefSeq lists its product as uncharacterized. NCBI's taxonomy places the organism in Eukaryota, Metazoa, Arthropoda, Insecta, Lepidoptera, Pyralidae. The coding region runs from base 264 to 1724 and encodes 486 amino acids. The transcript is spliced from 9 exons. The record is from RefSeq and is a predicted model, not a curated record.